ACAUAAAGUUCUGACAUGUAUGUGUUUUCUUUUUUGAUCAGGAAUCAAGCUGAUGUUGAUGCCAUUAUGCUUGAGUUUGAUGGAACCCCAAACAAAUCAAAACUAGGGGCCAACGCCAUUCUUGGAGUAUCAUUAAGCGUAUGUAGGGCCGGUGCAGGAGCGAAGGGAGUACCUCUCUACAAGCACAUUCAGGAAUUAGCUGGAACGAAGGAGCUUGUGAUGCCAGUUCCAGCAUUCAAUGUGAUAAACGGGGGCAGUCAUGCGGGCAAUAAUCUAGCCAUGCAAGAGUUUAUGAUAUUGCCAGUUGGUGCUACUUCAUUUGCUGAGGCUCUGCGCAUGGGCAGUGAAGUAUAUCAUAUCCUAAAGGGUAUCAUCAAGGCCAAAUAUGGGCAAGAUGCAUGCAAUGUCGGAGAUGAAGGUGGCUUUGCUCCUAAUGUUCAGGAUAACAGGGAGGGGCUGGUUUUGCUUAUUGAUGCGAUUGAAAAGGCUGGUUAUACUGGCAAGAUCAAGAUUGGGAUGGAUGUGGCCGCUUCAGAGUUCUUCACUAAAGAUGGCAGAUACGAUCUGGAUUUCAAGAAGCAGCCAAACGAUGGGGCUCAUGUGCACACAGCUCACAGCCUCGGUGAGCUAUACAAAGAGUUUGUCAGAGACUUUCCAAUUGUGCCCAUUGAAGAUCCCUUUGAUCAAGAUGAUUGGAGCUCAUGGGCAUCACUACAGUCCUCAGUUGAUAUACAACUAGUGGGAGAUGAUUUGUUGGUAACAAAUCCAAAGCGGAUUGCAGAGGCAAUUCAGAAGAAGUCUUGUAAUGGUUUGUUAUUAAAGGUUAACCAGAUUGGAACAGUUACAGAAUCCAUACAAGCAGCUCUUGACUCAAAAGCUGCAGGAUGGGGUGUGAUGGUGAGCCACCGCAGUGGCGAGACAGAGGAUAAUUUUAUUGCUGAUCUAUCCGUUGGCCUAGCAAGCGGACAGAUCAAAACAGGAGCUCCUUGCCGUAGUGAGCGGCUGGCCAAGUACAAUCAGCUUUUGCGUAUCGAAGAGGAGCUUGGGAAUGUCCGCUAUGCUGGUGAAGCUUUCAGAUCCCCGUAGAAAGAUUUGAGCAAAUUUAAUGUUGUUAAUGGAAAUAAGAUUGGAUCAAAUGUAUGUUUAGCAAGAAAGUUAGAAUAUUUUUGUAGUAGUCAGCUUAGAUGCAAUUACAAGGGGCAUCUGUUGAUUUGA
Magnolia sinica is the source of this 1215-nucleotide messenger RNA. Its product is annotated as enolase 1, chloroplastic. Gene Ontology annotation, biological process: glycolytic process. Gene Ontology annotation, cellular component: phosphopyruvate hydratase complex. The coding region runs from base 16 to 1086 and encodes 356 amino acids. The transcript has 6 exons. NCBI's taxonomy places the organism in Eukaryota, Viridiplantae, Streptophyta, Magnoliopsida, Magnoliales, Magnoliaceae. Gene Ontology annotation, molecular function: magnesium ion binding; phosphopyruvate hydratase activity. The record is from RefSeq and is a predicted model, not a curated record.